Zymoseptoria tritici IPO323 is the source of this 1899-nucleotide messenger RNA. RefSeq lists its product as uncharacterized. The record is from RefSeq and is a predicted model, not a curated record. The transcript has a single exon. Bases 1 to 1899 code for a protein of 632 amino acids. NCBI's taxonomy places the organism in Eukaryota, Fungi, Ascomycota, Dothideomycetes, Mycosphaerellales, Mycosphaerellaceae.
AUGCUGACUUCGUCACCCGCUGUUCAGGUAUCCGCGAGACUCGUGCAAACGACACGGCAGUUGUCGAGAACCGGAGCUAGAGAUGAGUUCGUCGAAAUCGAGGAUCAAACGAAGGUCGUCAAAGGAUUGCUGGCAAGGUUGAAUCCAGGCUUGAACACCAGCGCCGUUGAUCUAUCACAGGACGACAAAGAUCUGGCACAGCUGUGCGAACAGAGCCAGGAUGUGUCCAAACAGCUUCUGGAGAUGCUUGCCAGCUGCAGGGCGAAGGCAGUCUCGGGCAGAGUCUCCUUAGAUGCCUUUUGGAGCUCCGUCAAGAGCGAGUGGAAGGAGAAUGACAUCAAUCAGCUGAGAAAAAGGUUAGAGACCAUCGAUACGAGGGCACAUAGGCUGCUUAGCAUGGGAACCCUCGGCAGUGUCCUGAGUGAGCUAUCAGGUCUUGACCAACAGGUCCAAGUUCUGGGUGACAACCAAAGAAGGGACCUUGCUGAUAUCAAGGAUGCUGUACAGCAGCUCAUAGUGGAACGUUUUAACGGUGACAUUGGCCGUCACCUGGAGUUGACAGCGACGGCAAGAGGUGGCCGUGGAAAAGACUUCGCUGUGCAAGCUGGGAUAUUGACUCAGCUCAGAUUCGACGAAAUCGACCGCCGACUCCACGAAUUGGAUCAACGUCCUAGCCAUGAAAAGUCGUAUCUUUGGCUCGACGGCAGCAUUGGUGGAGCAAAGAAAGUAGGACUGGUUCCAGCUAACUUCCAAGCAUGGCUGAGCUCAACGCAAAAGCUCUACUGGAUCUCGGGUGUUGCAGGCUCAGGAAAGUCGACGCUGAUGAAGUUUCUGUACUCGAAUCCACAGACCACAACGCAGCUGAAGGACGUCUGGUAUCAGGAUGGAAAGCUGCUCGUGGCGGCGUACUUCUUCUGGGAGGUCGGCAAGAUACAGCUUCUAAGAACACAGCAGGGCUUGCUGCGUACACUCUUGUUCCAAAUCCUGAGACAGUGUCCAGAGUUGAUGUCUGAAGUGUAUUCUGAUCUAUGGACUCUAUUCGCUGGCGCUACACCAAAUGGCCAACGCUCUUUAUCAGGGUUCGCUGGAUCUCGGGUCUCUCUUGACGUACAUCAGCUCCUGGAGAAGAUGGAGACUGCAUGUAGAAGCAUUGCUGGCCAUGGGUACCACUUAUUCCUUCUCGUCGAUGGCCUGGACGAGUACGAGGGAAAAGCCAGCGAGAUUAUCAAGUUGAUGACCGCACUUACGAGACUACCCAAUGUCAAGAUUUGCAUAUCGAGCAGGCCGGAUACUGCUUUCAUGGAUGCUUAUGGCAGCAUGACUACGAAGCUGUUCAUGGAAGAUUUCAACACGCCCGAUAUCACGCAGUAUGUGCAACAUCGACUGGAAAGCCAUUCACGAUUCAAGGAGGACGGGGAUCGAGAUACCCUUGGCCGUGUUCUGAUCAAGACUGUCGUGGAUGAUUCCUGCGGAGUGUUUCUGUGGGUUCGUUUGGUCAUGGAAGAUCUCGAAGAGGGCCUGACAGAUUGCAACACCAUAGCGCAGCUACAACGACGCCUCGCACGGUUGCCCAAGGAACUUGAAAGCUUUUUCGAUCACAUGCUGGACAGGGUUCACGAAGACUACCAAAAGGACUCGUAUAGCAUGCUGUCUGUGACUUACCACGCGCAUGACUUGCUGGCCCCCCUUGCGUGCUGGUUCAUCAGCGAGCGAUCCUCGGAGCUUGACGGCUUCCACGAGAUCAAGCCGACUGAGUCACGUCGCAACCACAAACGUCGCAAAGACAUCGACUUCCGAUUGCGAAGUUACUGCAGAGGUCUGCUUGUAGUUCAGGAGGUGUCAAUGGCGGCAGAUUGGGUGAGUCGUUUGAUCUCAACGGGCAUGAAGACCUUGUCGUAA